UUUUCAGUUCCGUUGCGGAUUGCUCGAGCCUGCAGCAGCAGAAGCAGCAGCGCCUCAGUAUUUGGAAGCUUUACUUCCUACGUUUUCCUUCGUAGCUUGGGCCCUUGCAAACCCGACGAUGAUUCUGAGGCUACCACUUCUACUGAGCGUCAUCGCCGGCGCACUGGCCACUCCAGACGGCGUCUCCUACGCUUUCACCGGCUACAGCAAUGUCCUCGGAGGUGGACUUGCCGUUCCUGGAGCAUCAAACUACGAGCCCCUUCAGACAGCGGCCGCGGAGCCCCUCCAGCAAAAGGUGGCCACCGGAAGAACCGCUUCUUCAGUCACCGUCAUCGAGAAGCCGUCCAAGCUCCGGCUAGCCCGCCCACCAGCGGUGACCGUACUGCCGAACGCGGCCGCCCCAGGCACCCAACCAGCAGGGGCCGCACCCGGCACGGCGACAUUCACUACCUACCCAGCCGGCGUGCCACCCGUCACCUUCCAGCGACCGCUCAUCUACGCCGCUCCGCCGCCGGCGGUGCAGUACGUCGCCACUGCUCCUCAGCACCAGAUCUUCUUCUCCCAGCCGGGCGUCGGCGUAGCGGCCCAAACUCCAGCGACAGCCACCAAAACAGCGGCAACCGCUUCGGCAGCAGGGGCAGGCUCCGCAGCUGCCAAGGCCAAUACAGUGACCGUGACUUCAAACGGAGCCGCCGUCGGCGCUACAGUUGGCUCGGCCGGUGCCGCAGUAGUCACCUCCAACAAGCCUACGGCCGUCACAGUCUCCCGACCGGUGGCCGUCACCUACCCGCCGGCGCAGACGUACCUGUUCCAGAGACCAGCGUACGCCUAUCAGGGAGCCGCGGCGGCCCCCGUUCAAGCUCCGGUCCAGCUGACCUACAUGAGGCCCCUGUACCAGCCCGCCGCGUACGGUCUCCAACCAGCAGUGCCCGCCCCCGCCGUCAACCCUGUCUACCAGAGGCCACUGGUUGCCUACCAACCCGGCGCACCGGCCGCUCCUCUGACCGUUGCCUACCCGGGUGCGCUGAGGACCCUGACGGGAGCGCCGGCCAUGUACGCGGCUCCUCACGUCGCAAUGCCUCUGGCGGCCGCCGCUCCUUUUGUCUCGGCGGUUCCCGCAGCAGCUGGACCGGUCGCGGCCAUGCCACAUUACUCGUUCGCCAGGCAGGUGAUCGCGCCCUUCCCGGGGAGCGUGGCCGUAGCCAGACCUCAGCUAGGGUAUCAGACCGCGGCGUACGCGCAACCGGCUUAUGGAAUGGCCUUCGCCUACGCGCCGGCUGCCGUCCAGCCGGCGCAGUUCUUUAGGCAAGCAAAGUCCAAGAAGUAAGUCAGUGGUUGCGUGUAAGACUGCGUGGAGCCGGGAGGGACUGGCGAGAGUGUAUGCUUUUUUUGGAAGUUUGAGGGAUGGGUCCGCGGAAGGACACUAGUGCGACCGCGAAGUGUCACGCCGCGUGCUGAAAGCAAGCCUUGCUUUGAAAGGGUUUUGAAGUGAGAGCUAAAGGAGGACCGCUGUACAGUCGCGUAGUGGAAAAGGCAGUCGCAACACGGAGUCUUAUGGUGUGGUGCGUUUGAGAUCGAUCCAGUCGACUACUGAGCCGGGAGCGGACGCAUUUCGAAGGAAUCCGCAUGUACAGCUUAUCGCGCUCCAAGCGACUUCGAACCAGUUCACGCACCUAUUCAUUGUCCGUGGUCCGUCUUAGUGGCGAAGCGCUGUAUGUAGUUGCUGGCUUUCAAUAUGCCGGGUCGCAUGAUGCAGCUCUCACACGCAUUGUCGUUCAGAUGAAGUUCGCCUGGCGUUUGAAGAAGGUGGCGUCGGCGUUGGGAGGCGCAUACAACAGUGGUAAAGAAGCAUGUACAUUUUCGCGAUAAAGCCCUAAAUGUAGAAGACAGGAACUUGUGGUAAAAAUUGGCCUCACAUCAUUGUGACUCAAGGUUUUUCGGCCGUCGUGUCCUCGCUAGCCACUGAACGUGUACAUCUUGAAUGAAGGAGCAAGAUUACGUAUUAAAGAAUGUAGUGUAAAGUCAAUUAAUGUCUCUUGCUCCUCUAGGUCUCGUUGUGCUCCGUGGUGUGUUGCUCAUCUGCCAACCUAAGCAUUGCGUACGCCGAAUUUUCUUCAUCUCGGUGCGCGCAGGGUUCCAUGUAUCACCCUUUUCUGGAUUCAACUUCAGAUUCUUCUGUUCUGUACGGGUAGGACAUGCAUUGAGAGCGUUAUCUGCAUUUCGUUGCCGGGAGAAGGUCGACUAUGAGCGAAGAAAGCAAGAAAUCUGACUUUUCGAAUUUCAGGCUCUAACUCGCCCACUAGCCCAAUUACGUCAGUGGGACGUCACAAAUCUCGCGACAGUUUCAUUUACAUCGACCGAUUUCGCGCCGGGGUAAAUUUCCAAAAGCUCCCAGGCUAAGCGUCAGCUUUCUCCUCGAUAAUAAUGCUAACAAAAUUCGGUGACGCCGAACAGGCGUCACUGAAUCAGCACCGAAUAGAGGCUGUUGGAAUUCGUGACGUCACCGAGAGGCUGAUGCGGCAACACUGAGGUGGCUUCGCCACUCGUCUCACGUGCAGCCGCUUUGUCUGUCUUGCCAAGCCUGCCUUCCCGUAAGGCUGACGCAGUUGCCACACGAGUUACGUGUUGAUCUAGCUUACCUUAUAUGUCUUUCCGCGAAUCGCUUCCGGAGCUCUUGGGUUGUGCUAAGAAGUGUUCACAGGAAGCACUCAAACCGCACUUAAAAAAAAAAAAGAACAGGCCCUAACACGGAUAACCAUGCUUUGCUAUUACAUAUAGGAGCAAGCUAAGACUCGUUCGUAGUAAAUCCUAUUUGCUGCUUGCAUAGCCUUUGUAGCGCUGACAAAUCGCUCAGGAACGACAAGUGGAAGGUGCCGUAAAUAUCUGUUUCACGUUCAUUUGCACUACGUGCGGAUUACCAACAGGGACCACGCAAGUUUUUUUUUUCUAUCGCAUCACACGUGUUUCUUGAGCGCCAUCGAAACAGUCUCGUCGAGAAGAGACAGGAUAAAUGACUUCGCCAAAGGACGCUUGCCUUAGAGAGCUCAUUGUUUUAUUGUCCUUCUGCCCCUCAUCUUCUAUGUCUCCUAUAUGCCUUGCGAACAAUGUGAGAUAAGGUAUUCGCUACAAGUAGGCGCACGUGGGACACUGACUACUAAAAACACAUGUCGUACGUGCUCGAGGAGUUUGUUUCUGCAAAUGGGCCUCAGUAUUUUUUACGUGUAUCCCAUGCUUUCAUAUUUAUUCCUUCAGCCGGAUACAACGUUGUGUAUUGUAUGAAGGUGCCUUUCCUGUGCAAAGAGUUUCAAUAAAUGUAUGAAAGUGCCAA
Dermacentor andersoni is the source of this 3328-nucleotide messenger RNA. RefSeq lists its product as uncharacterized. The record is from RefSeq and is a predicted model, not a curated record. Lineage: Eukaryota; Metazoa; Arthropoda; Arachnida; Ixodida; Ixodidae.